CAGGUCGAUAUAAACAACAUAUAUGGCCUGCAACUAAGCAACAAGUUCAUUAAAAUUGUCAUUUUAUGGCUUGUCCAUGCAUGGAAUCUGCAGAUACCACCUUUAUAAAUAAUUAUAUAUAAUCAGAUGCUUUAACACGACUGCGGUUAGGAACAUGGGGGCACCCACUGAUGGACUGAGAGGAAGAAGGAAGUCAUCUUCAAGAGGACACCACAGGUUUGUGGGAGUGAGGCAGAGGCCAUCAGGCAGAUGGGUUGCGGAGAUUAAGGACUCAUUACAGAAGGUUAGGCUUUGGCUUGGAACUUUUGACUCUGCAGAAGACGCAGCCCGCGCAUACGAUGAUGCAGCCAGAGCUUUACGUGGAGAUAAUGCUCGAACCAACUUCGAAUUGCCUCACUCGGGUUCCAAUUCUGGCGCUGAUAAGAUUGAGCCCUUCUCUUUCGAGGAUGUUUGCGGAACGGGGACUGAAGCACAGGGGAUUCUUGGAGCACUCAAGACUAAAUUACUUGAUGGCCCGAAUCACGGUAUCAUGCACUUCAGAGCUGCUGCUACGGCAAACAUGGGAUGGUCUAAUGAUGAAGCAGCAUACGCCUGGCCUGCACAUAUUCCUGAGAAUGUAUCCUUCGGAUCUGAAGCUACUACUGGUGCAUGCCAAUUUGCUACAGGGGUAAAUGAACCACCUAUGGAUGUGCCAUAUUUAAACCCUAGCCUCGUUGAAAUGCCGAACAGCAGGUCAACGAGCUUGCCCGUACCCGCCACGCAAAUUGAUGAGGGUGGCUGGCCUGAGCAACAAUUUAUGCACUUUGACAACGGCGGUUGGGGUGGUGCUAAUGUCCAUUGGGAUCCUCUGCUUUAUGUAUCCUCCGUGCUUGGUGAAACCGGUUCAUUAUAACUUUUGUACAACAAAAAUAUUCAUCAGCUGCCUUAGAUUCAUUUUUUUCUUUCAAAUUAGUGCUCCCUUCCAAUAUAUGGAUUUUGCUGCCUACGUCUAGUAUGCUAUAUUGAUUACAAAAGUUGCAAUUCCUUUGCUAUAUUGUUUAUACAUUUUGCCCUUUUAUAUUAAAUAAUAAGCGUUUUAACAUUA
This is a messenger RNA of Mercurialis annua (annual mercury), 1084 nucleotides long. Its product is annotated as dehydration-responsive element-binding protein 2C-like. Bases 155 to 892 code for a protein of 245 amino acids. Gene Ontology annotation, biological process: regulation of DNA-templated transcription. The record is from RefSeq and is a predicted model, not a curated record. The transcript has 2 exons. NCBI's taxonomy places the organism in Eukaryota, Viridiplantae, Streptophyta, Magnoliopsida, Malpighiales, Euphorbiaceae. Gene Ontology annotation, molecular function: DNA binding; DNA-binding transcription factor activity.